AUGCAGUAUACUACCCCGCGUCCGGACUUUGUCCAAUCUCAGCAGCACCCUCCAAGCUUUCUUCUACGCCCACGUCCACGAUUUUGCAUCCUGCGUCCGGGAGGCUUUUGGACGCCUCUUAUCGCACUCGACGAGUUACCUUCUUGGUUGGAGGUUUGCAACUGGGCCCCUGACAUGUAUAUGGGAAUGUACCCGGCGUCCAUGACAUUUAUACCACGAGAAGGGGAAUAUGACGUUGUCUGUCAUCACUGCUCGCACGGUGUGGACUCACUGCACCAGAGCGUCUCACGAAAUGAUUCUCCUGUGGCUGCCAAUAAGCCCUGCCCGACCAAAGACUGUCAGGAACAACCCGGCUCACCAAGUACCCAGCACACUGAGGCUGUUUCCUUGCCUACGGUGCUCCAUCAUGCCCCCCCAAGCCACUUCUUGGAGCAGCCUCCUUUCAGUGCGAUCCUUCAGGCGCCUUUUGUUGGAAUGUGUGUGCUUGACAUGAACUCACAUUAUCCGGAUAUUGCAUCAGGCCCUGCUGGAAUGCAACGACGUAUGAGCAUCGAGAACUCGCUUCCUCCUCACAUCUUUGGAACAGUCGGCGUUGGCAGCCCUCCUCUGUCCACGACCAACUCGGUGAACACUCGCAGGCCUGAGUCCCCUUAUCCACAUGCACAUGAUGGACCGUUUGCCAAGCCCCAGCGCGUUGCAUCCCUACAAAACGAAAGCGUUGCAUCAAUGCAAAGUGGAAGCGUUGCGUCCACUCGAUCUCUCACAGUUGCUGCCAUCGAGCAAAUGAAGAGAAUGCGAAGAAGAAAGCUCUCCCGUGGAAGCAGUUUGUAUGCCAGUAUCAGUGUUGCAGAAGCAAAGAGUCUCUCUCAAGUCUCAGACUCAAAGGUGUCAAAGGUUUCCAAGGCGAACUCCAAGGUCUCCAAGAUCUCCUCCAUCCGUGUUAUCUCAAGACAUCAUCGAAAGGUUAUACUGCGUCGUCGACGCGCGGAAGAAAGAAAGUUCCAAGAAUCACCGUUAUCGAUUUCAAUGGAAGCGCUGAACCUGAAGCCAGAGCAACCGAAUUCGGCUACCAAGAGACGCGAUCGACGUGAGCGCAUGAUGCAACGCAGGAAGCAAUCCGAUCGUGGCAAGCAGCCAUAUCGAAACAUGAUGCGGAUUCCCAAUUGGAGCCCGGGUAUGUGCAAGCACUGA
Penicillium roqueforti is the source of this 1191-nucleotide messenger RNA. RefSeq lists its product as uncharacterized. The coding region runs from base 1 to 1191 and encodes 396 amino acids. The record is from RefSeq and is a predicted model, not a curated record. The transcript has a single exon. Lineage: Eukaryota; Fungi; Ascomycota; Eurotiomycetes; Eurotiales; Aspergillaceae.